Physella acuta is the source of this 1068-nucleotide messenger RNA. RefSeq lists its product as uncharacterized. Gene Ontology annotation, cellular component: membrane. The record is from RefSeq and is a predicted model, not a curated record. Lineage: Eukaryota; Metazoa; Mollusca; Gastropoda; Physidae. Gene Ontology annotation, biological process: G protein-coupled receptor signaling pathway. Gene Ontology annotation, molecular function: G protein-coupled peptide receptor activity.
AUGUCAGAGUAUGCUAAAGAUGGCUUUGAGAACACAACAUCUGAGCUGUAUGAGACAUUUGAUGACGUGUCCAGCAUUGAGUACGCCUUGACCCACAUCACCCAGCUGACCCUGGACACCUUUCUCAACGUCAACUACGGCGUCCUCUGUGAGGCCAUCUGUAUCUUCGGCAUCUUCUUCAACAUCAUCAACAUCAUCGUCUUCGUGAAGCAGGGUUUCGAGGAGUCGGUGAACAUCUCCCUGCUGGGUCUGGCUGUGGCCGACACGGCUGCCCUGACCAGUCAGGUGUGGAUGAACAUGAUGUUCAGCCCCGUCGUUCCCUACGUGCCGUACGCCUGGUACACCACGCUCUACCUGACGGGCAGCUGGCCCCACGUCACCUCCACCAGGGCCGUCAGCCUGCUGACCGUCUUCAUCACGUUAGAGCGUUACCUUUGUGUCGCCCUGCCCCUAAAGAUCAAGCGCAUCAUCACCCACAAAACCACAGCCAUUAUUGUUACUUUUAUUUUCUUGUUUACAAUUUCAACGGCUAUUCCCGUUUACGCCGCCUGUUACGUUGGCGACUAUUUUGACCCAGCCACCAACUCCAACACCAUCACUUUGUUUUACAUCCCUAAUGGCCUUGAAAUAGAAAGUAUCGGCGUCUCGUUUGGGGCGGGUGUCCACAUUGUGUCCUUCACCUUGGUUGUAGCCUUCACGGCCGCUUUAAUCAAACAGCUUCACAGCAAAUCAAAAUGGAGAAAAUCUUCAUCGUCUGCCUCAAAGAACAAGAAUAUUUCAAACCGAGACAAGGUUGUCGUCAAGAUGAUUAUCUUUAUAUCCGGCACCUUCAUAGCGUGCUACUCCCCAUCAUUUUUCGGCACCAUCGCCAUCAUGUGUGUCCCGGAGUUUGGCGUGGCGGGCAAAUACCAAAACAUCUUCAACAUUUACUACUCCUUCGUCUUCACCAUCGACUCCUUCAACUCGGCCAUCAACAUUUUCGUUUAUCUAAAAAUGAGCUCGAAAUAUCGUCAAGUUUUUCUGCGUAUGUUUAGUGGCGUACUUUGCUUUGACUACAAAAAGGUUUAA